Messenger RNA from Penicillium chermesinum, 1782 nucleotides. Its product is annotated as dolichyl-P-Glc:Glc1Man(9)GlcNAc(2)-PP-dolichol alpha-1,3-glucosyltransferase ALG8. The transcript is spliced from 6 exons. Gene Ontology annotation, cellular component: endoplasmic reticulum membrane. Gene Ontology annotation, molecular function: dolichyl pyrophosphate Glc1Man9GlcNAc2 alpha-1,3-glucosyltransferase activity. Bases 1 to 1782 code for a protein of 593 amino acids. The record is from RefSeq and is a predicted model, not a curated record. Gene Ontology annotation, biological process: protein N-linked glycosylation. NCBI's taxonomy places the organism in Eukaryota, Fungi, Ascomycota, Eurotiomycetes, Eurotiales, Aspergillaceae.
AUGCUCACACGGCGUCGAUCUCCAGGGACGUUCGCACAAGCCGGAUACUAUGCGAGUAGUGAUCCACCCUACCACGAUAGCAAUGACACAGAAACGAGCCUCUUUCGCGACAGCAGCAGCAGAGGGAGAAAUAUCCACAAAAUGAUGCAGCUGGACACUAUUGAGAAUGGUAUGACGGACACCGACGUCCGAGAAGUCCAUGCGGGAAACUGGGCAGCUUCGAUGGCUGAAUUGUACCCGUCGCUGGCCCAGUGCGCCAUAGUGGCUGGUGCGCUAAAGGUUCUUCUGUUCCCUGCAUACAAAUCCACCGAUUUCGAGGUCCACCGCAAUUGGCUCGCCAUUACCCAUUCUCUUCCGAUUCAGGAGUGGUAUUAUGAGGUUGGUGUUUCCGAUUCAUCCUAUGCCGCCGUCAUAUUCACACCAAAAGUAGAAAACGUCAGAAUGGACCCUCGACUACCCCCGUUCUUCGCGGUCUUCGAAUGGCUACUGUCGCAAGCGGCCGCCUACAUUGACCCGGCGAUGCUGGUGGUGAAAAACUUGGGCUACGAUUCCUGGGAGACUAUAUACUUCCAGAGAGCUACGGUCAUCCUGACUGAGCUCGUUCUUGCCUGUGCAUUGAGCAAAUACAUCAAGUCCACACCAUUAGCUCACAAGCAAGCUGCACAUGUGGCCGCGCUCUCUAUAUUCCUUUCGCCAGGUCUAUUUAUUAUCGAUCAUAUACACUUUCAAUACAAUGGCUUCAUGUAUGGGAUCCUGGUCCUAUCUAUUGUGCUCGCCCGCAAGCAGUCGACUCUCCUUCUCAGUGGGAUCUUGUUUGCGGCACUAUUGUGCUUCAAACACAUUUAUCUCUAUCUUUCGCUCGCCUAUUUUGUGUAUCUCUUGCGCGUGUAUUGCCUUGAUCCGAAAAAUGUUUUCCGACCACGCAUCUGGAAUACUAUCAAACUCGGAGUUUGUAUAGUGGGAAUCUUCGCCAUUGCCUUUGGACCGUUUGUCCACUGGGGCCAGAUCUUCCAAUUGAAGGACCGGCUUUUCCCGUUCUCAAGAGGACUGUGCCAUGCAUAUUGGGCACCUAAUGUCUGGGCAAUCUACUCGUUCGCGGACCGUGCUCUCAUCCCUCUUGCACCUCGCCUUGGAUUACCGGUCAACCAAGAUGCGCUCAGCAGUGUCACUCGCGGACUUGUCGGAGACACGGCAUUUGCUAUUCUUCCAGAAGUCACGAGUGGACAGACUUUUGCACUGACAUUCCUCUUCCAGUUGGUGCCCUUGAUUAAACUAUGGACUCACCACAAUUGGGACACCUUUGUCGGUGCAAUCACACUGUGCGGAUACGCAUCCUUCCUUUUCGGGUGGCAUGUCCAUGAGAAAGCCGUACUCCUUAUCAUCAUUCCCUUCAGUUUGAUCGCGCUCAAGGACCGCCGAUAUUUCAGUGCCUUUCGCCCCCUUGCAGUCGCCGGUCAUGUAUCCCUGUUCCCGCUUCUUUUUACUAGCCCCGAGUUUCCCCUCAAGACGGUCUACACGGUAUUCUGGCUGGUUCUCUUCCUCUUUGUCUUUGACAGGGUAGCCCCGGUCCCGGAGCGUCCGCGAAUCUUCGUGUUCGAUCGUCUUUCUUUGCUCUACCUAACCAUCUCCAUCCCUCUAAUUAUUUACUGCUCCCUCAUCCAUCAAGUGAUCUUUGGGCUUGAACGGUUACAAUUCCUACCCUUGAUGUUUAUGAGCAGCUACUCUGCGCUGGGCGUGGUGGGAAGCUGGGUUGGGUUUAUGGUGAUAUACUUUACCACAUAG